Molecule: messenger RNA, 4690 nt
Organism: Bolinopsis microptera
Lineage: Eukaryota; Metazoa; Ctenophora; Tentaculata; Lobata; Bolinopsidae
Product: claspin-like
Exons: 28
Coding region: 36-4070 (1344 amino acids)
Biological process (GO): mitotic G2 DNA damage checkpoint signaling; activation of protein kinase activity; mitotic DNA replication checkpoint signaling
Molecular function (GO): anaphase-promoting complex binding
Source: RefSeq, a predicted model, not a curated record
UAGCUGCUGGUACCGUCCGGAUCCGAAAGCCAGCUAUGUUGACAGUAGAAGAUGAAACUAAUAAAGAGAACAAGCUUAACGCCUCAUCCGAAAACAUUGAGCGUUCUGUCAAUUCGUCCAAGACCAUUCUUCCGAAAGACAAUGGCGCUCUAUCCUCAGACGAAGAGAACUUCCACCGAAAGAAAAGAACGGUUUUAGAUGACAGUUCAGAUGAAGAAAAUCAGCUAGUUAUCGACGAAAAUCAGCCGAUGACAUCACCAUCACUAUCUCUUGAACCAAAUCGGGAGAAAUUCUUGGUGGAUAAUAUAGAAUCUGAUAUGGACUCGGAUGCUCCUAUGUUGUCGAAGAACGCUAAAAAAUUUGAUUCAGACAGCGUCCCAACUGACGGCAAAGAAUCGAGCUCAGACAUUGAAAGCUUUAUCAAGAAAAAGAAAAAGAAGAAGUUGAAGAAAUCGCGGAAGAAGAACAUGGCAAAAGAAGAUUUAUUAGAUAAGUCUAAAUUAACGGAUGAUGAAAACGAUGAAUUACUCAAGGAUCUCGAGACAAUGUUAAACGAACCAAACAGCGAACCUGACUUGAAGGAUGUGGGUAACGAGAAGACUGGGUGCAGUGAUUCUGAAAGUGGCAGCAGCGUAGGAAUGCCCGAGGAUACCUACAUCGUUCGAAAAACAGAGGGAACUGAGGAUGUUAAGUCUAAGAAAGAAAAGAUCUACAAAGAUUUUGAUCCUGAGGAUUGGCAGAACGAAGAAGUUAAAGAGAAGGAAUACAAAGAUAGUGAGAAGAAGAAGGGGGAGAAAAAGAAGAAAGAAACUCUUGAUCCUGUUGCUCUGUUGGUCAGUGAGAGACAAAAAAUGAUGAGAGAAUCUGAGAUAUCCCUACCAAGACACGAACCUGUUCCGCUCCAACUAAGCGAUUGCCUGGCCAGAAUUCCCAAACUCACCACUCUUAGACCGACCAGAGUCGAGGAGAAGAAAUCUGCGUUUGUGCCAAAGUUGUCCUCCAAAACCGACGAGUUUUUCCUUCCUAAAGAUUUGGGAAACUUCAUGGGGAGGUUUAAGAAACAUUUGUCACUGUCCUCCAAAGUCAACUUGGACUCGGCACCAAAGAAAUGCAAUCUAAAUUCCUCAAAAAAAAGUACUCCUCAAAGUGUUUUCAUCAAACGAAACAUCCAGCAGGAAUUAAAAGAUAAAAUUCUAGCUAUGAAGAUUGAAGCUAGAAAAGCUGCUGAACAGGAACGAUUAGUUGACGAGGAGUUCAGGACGGAAGAUUCGGAGUACACUGAGCUACAGAAGAUGCUAGAUAAUGACGAGGAGGAAGAAAUGUCCGAGAGUGACGAAGAUCAGAAAGAAGAGGAAGAAAUAUUGGUAGAAGAGGUUGAGAAUGUAGACGAAAAGAUGGACAGAAGAGCAGAGAAGAUCUUGUUAGGAGAGGAAGUCAGUUCUUCCUCCGGAGAAGAUAACAAACAAGUUGAAGUUGAAAGAAAAGAGAGGAAUUAUCACACUGAUACUGAUAGCGACCUGCUGGCGUCAGCUGAUGAAGUCCACGUCAACGAGCUCCCUGCUACUUCCGCGAGUGAAGAUGACGCUUUAGAACCCAGCAGAUACUCUCUUAGGAGACUUACCAGAUAUGUAAGGAAAAAGCGGCUUACCAAAAGAAGGAAAAAAGAAGAAUUAGUGCCUAAAGAGAACUCUGCAAAUAAAGAGCCGGAUUCUGACGAAGAUUCUCAAUCAGUGGAGAAAAUUGAGAAGGCGAAAAGAAAAAUAGAAUCGAUUUUGGAGAAACGAAAGGAAAUAAAACAGAAGAAAGAUGCGAUUAAAGCAAAGAAGGCAAAACUGGAAAAAGAGAAACUAAAAAUGGAAGAAAUAAGAAAGAAAGCGGAGGAGGACGCAAUUCUCGCAGAGGAACAACGGAAAUCCUCAUCUUCACAGAUCAAAAAGACAGCAUCCAAGCCGGCAACAGUCCGAAAACCAUGGCUGUCCGACUCCGAGGACGAGGAAUUGCCAGAGUUUGAAACUGAAGGAGAUGGUCAUAAUACUCCGACUGCUGGCCAAGGGGCCAAACCUGAAAUUCGUUCUAAACGAGACUGGGCGAACGACAGUAUGCUAGAAUUACGUGCUGCUCGAAUAUUAGCGGGCGAGGACCUGAGCAGUAGUUCAGAGGAAAGCGGUGAACCCCAGAGAAAAUACCACUCCGACACUGACAGCGAUUUGCUAGCGUCAGCUGAUGAAGUACACGUGAACGAGCUCCCUGCUACUUCCGCGAGUGAAGAUGACGCUUUACAGCCUAGCAGAUACUCUCUCAGGAGACUUACCAGGUACUGUAGAAAGAAACGAAUAGCAAGAGAAAAGAGGCAUGUGCAACGGGUAGCAAUCGGUUCUGAGUCGGAAAAGGAAGAGAAAGCGAGAAGAAAGUUGCAGGACAUAUUGAAGAGAAGGGAAGAAAUCAAGAAGAAGAUUUAUCGGAAGAAAACCCAGAAAAGGGAGGAUAGCUGUACUAGUAUACAAGAUUUGUUUGGAGGUAGCGGUGGCUUAUCUCUAACUGGAAUCAGUCGACCAUCAGAUAGUCAAUCUCUCCCCAGUGCCUCCAGAGAUUCAGUUCACAUCUCGAGUACGAUCAUACCCGAUAGUAUGGACACGUUACCCAUUAGCGAGAAAACCUUCGACGUUGAUACCGCUGUCCGUAACGUAGUGGAGGACUCUCAAUACUCUGGAAAGAGUUCCUCUAACUUUCUCCCUCCCGACGAGGACGCUGUUUUUCUGGACACUCAGGGAAUGCUACGUAGUGGUCUUGAUAUCAGUGGUGAAGGAGGAAUAGACGCUCUCGCUGGAGACGGUUCCCUGCUCGACAAUUCCAUGGACCUGCUAAAUCUCUGUUCAGGACGCUUUGGGUCGUCAGCUGCGGAUAGUGGAGGUUUUGGGGGCACGGCCCCCGAUAGUGGAGGUUCGGGGGGCACGGCCCCCGAUAGUGGAGGUUUUGGGGGCAGGGUUACAGUUCAGGAUAUCAGUUUUAACCUGGCUACUUCUCCCAGCCUAGUUGGAUCUGGACUAUCCCAAACACCAAACCAUUCCAGAACACCCUCUUAUAAAAACCGGACACCACUUCCAAACGGUGACCCGGAACAAACUACACUUUUUAAGGGCGGCACGGAUCAGACACCUCUGAGAAAGGGGCUGUCUCAGACACCUCUGACCAGGUUUGGUAACCUUGCAGGGUUACUGAGUCAAGAGAGUGAUGAAGAGGAGGAACAUGUCUCUAGUAAAGCCAAAGGAAAGAAACGUCGAGCACUGUAUUCUGACUUACUUGACAAUGAAGCUGAAAAGAGUGGUUCAGAUCACAGUGAUGAUGAAAACGAAGAGGACCAUGAUGAGUAUGACAAGAGUAUGAUGGCGAAGGACUCGGAACUGCCCUCGGACGAGGAAGAAUUAGCCGCCCAGCUGAAACUAGCCUACCAUGACCAGCAGGCGUUAGAUGAGAAGGCGCAGAUUAAACGGCUCAAGGAGAGAUUCAUUCAGGAGGAGCAAGGAUUUUUUAGGACUCGUAAAUUCCACGGCGAAGAUUCCAACAUGGAUUUAUUUUCAACAAACCUUGGACUCGACUUCGAGGACGAUAAUGUGGAGACGAGUGCUGAAACAUAUAAGGAGGCUAUGGAAAAGCGAACUGAACGGUUAAAAAGGGAGCAGUUUGUUAAAGAAAAGCGCAUAAAAGAGGCUAGCAAAAUGAACAGGGUUGAUGAGGACAGUCAAGCGUUUCUCGACACCCUCCAAGACAUCACCGACUCAAAUUCCAGAUCUGCUUUUUCCUCGAGUCAGCAAUGCGGUAGUUUCCUCAAGCACACAACCGGGACUCUGUCCCGACUAUCCAGCGUUACCUCGUCCUCCCUGAAUUCCGAUAAAACCAGCAACCGGGCGUACGUGUUUCAGACUGUUAGUCCGGGGCAGACCAAGAGGAAGAGCAGUGGCAAGUUUGCAAGUGAGCCGAAACGUCCCAAAAAAUUCACGAGUUCUGGUGUGCCAGCCAGCCCUUCAGCAGACAGCAGUAAACUUAAGAGUAUCUUCAAUGUUAUCAAAUGAAUUACGUCAUCAAACUAAUUAUGUAAUCAAACUAAUUACGUAAUCAAACUAAUUACGUCAUCAAGUGAGAGUUUUAAUCUUGACACACAGCGGCAUUCGAAUUGCAAAUGGAUCAAGACAGUUUUUACAUCAGAAAAUGGGAGUUUUGUUGCACUUGAAGCAGAAGAGGGUCGCUCACAUAAGACGUCAGCUGCAGCCUAGAAGGAGCGGGGUUCGGACAAUUUUACGCUAAUGUAAUUUCUACAUAAUGAAAAUGUCUACGUCAUAAAAAAGGUUGCAGAGAAACGAGAGUGCUCUUAAAUGGCCAAUCUAUGGCCUACGUAAACAAUCUUUUAGAUUGUUUUCCUUCAUAUUGGAACAUUUUAUGACUGUUAUUCGAGCCUUUUUCAUAGUUUUGUUUGUAUAUCAGAUUAACCUGAUUAAGUAGUCGCAAAUUUCUGUGUUUGAUACCGAAUACCGAUUACCGAUAGACAUUUUCCACUCUGAUGUACGACAAUGUCAAUGGACAACCACGAUCAGUGUCAGUAAAAUGGUACGGAUCCAUAUAUAUCGUCUCGCUUUAUAUAUAGUAUGAUAUGACUAUGUCAAUCGAGCAAAUUGGAAUAUAACUUUAUGAGCAG